UGAAUGUUCUUCUUGCUACCUUAAACAUUAGUGGAAGUAAGAACGCCAUAUUAUGGAAAUUUUUUUUAAAUAUGGUAGUAAUCAAAUCCUACAGUGACUAGAUCGUAUUGAUCAAAUGCCAUUUUAAACUCAAAGCAAAAAAUCAAGAUGGGAUUGAUUGAUGAAUAGUUAUUCAAGCACCAUCCACAGAUGCAGUUAAUAUAGGUUUAUAUAAAUUUGUUAUCUAUUUGGUGAUUUAAUAUCGUGAUUCAACAGAUAUUUGGCAAUUCUGCAUUAACAAAUACAAAUGUGCAACUAAAAUUAUAAAAUUUAUUGCUAUUAGGACCAUUAACCAUUUUGCGAUAAAUAAUUUUACAAGGACAAAUGAUUUUGUAAUUCACGUUAUUCUGUAAGGAUAUGAUGGAUAAUGUCUGGCUGGAAUCGGGUAUUACAUACAUAUCUUUUUUAUGGAAAACUAUCGCGCUCGAUUUAAGUAAAUGAUUUCAUGCAUAUGCAGUUCACUGAGAUCGACUAGUGCAUAUUAUUUAAACUUUAUCUUGAUGAUUUCUUGACAAUGGAACCGUACAAUAAGAAUGAUAAUUUUGUGCGUAAGCAAUGGUUUAAUGAAGGUGAAUCCUUUUUCCACACUUGUGGAUUGAUUGUGGCUGUGACGGAUAUCGGCAAACGCUUCUUAAUAACAUGGAACACGUAUAAUUUACUACAUUUUCUCUUUAAGAAACCUAAAGGUAUUUUAACAGUUAGAAUUCCACUACCCAUAAGGGAAGGAAACUAUCUCAGGAGCGUGCAUGCUUUAAAGUACUCCACGAUUUUUCUUAUGUCAGAUGGGAAGGUCUACUGCAUUGAUUCUUUUAAGAAAUUGCAUUUAAUAAAGUGGCUCUGUGGAGUUCUUUGUUUAUGUAUCGUGGACCAAGGAUUCAGCGUAAUACGAAUGAAGAACAAACGCAUACUGUUGCAGAUGUUUCUUGGUUUUCCUAGCAUAGAAAAGAAUAAGUGCACGCUGCAACAAACGUUCAAUAUUGCUUUCGACGAGAAAAUAAUAUUUCACAGUAACUGGAAGCAUGAUGAGUACACGCUGACGACAUUAAAGGUAUCCGAAAAAGAAGAAUUGUUCGUGCGUAAGAUGAUUGGGACAAAAGCUGUGAAAAUGGAUUACGUCCAUAUAUUUAGUUUUAAUGGAUAUGUGUUUGCUUUAACAUCUAAUCAUGAAGGCAUAUCAAAUAGUACAUAUAAAGACCAUCACAUCGAGCUUCUAAGCGUGUAUGCAGCACAAGUAAGGUCCAUCCGAAUAAUUCCAAUUAAGAACCUUUGGUUGAUAUUUCUUAACACUGGAAGUAUUGAUAUUUGGUAUCAGUCUAGCGUCCUCAAAAUAAAACAGCGUCAAAUUCAUAAUACGGGUUCUAAAUGGCUUGACUACGAUGCGACGAGUAUCAAUGGCGACUUCUAUUUCACUGACGGCGACAGCCUUCAGCGCCUUAGUUUCCAGUACAACGUCCACCUUGACGAGUGCAUUGUACGCACUGUAAUCAAGUCUGUUGCUGGCAUUCAUGGGUGCACUUGGGUAGAUCACACAAGAGAAUUGGUUUGCCUUGGUGACAACAACAUUUUCUAUCGUAUAAAAUUCGACAUAUCCGAAGAGAAAGCCAAAUUCCGUAAUUUGUCAAGGAGUUUAACGGAUGAUUUUUCACCUACAGCUAUUAUGCGACUGCAGAACAAAGUAAAAGCCUUUCGAAUGUAUGCAAGACAGUCAACUUUGCUCCACCAAAAGUUAUAUAUGGAGCGUGAGACGCAGCAGCUCAUUUCUGUGAUAAAAAAUUUCCAAAAAUUCAGCGCGGCCAUUAAAAUAAAUGUAGAGUUUCAUAGAUACGUGCCCAGCAGUGAAAGGAAUGUUGUGCUUCUGCAGCCAGCGCUGGAUUUGGGACUGCACACAAAUUGUAUAUAUGCCGUGAUAGAUCUUAUACUUUUCGAUAACCAGCCCCUUUUGGAAAGUACCCACUGGAAUCUUUUAAUAUUUUAUAGUAAGCAUGUCUACGUCUACCUUUUGCCCACAGAAAUAAUUGUAAAGAAUAAAUUUCAAAUGGUGUUCGUAUUAAAAACAUCGAAAAACGGACCUAUGCCCUAUAUUAAAAUUCAGUUAGUUGGUUUGAUUAAAUUUAAUAGCAAAAUAUAUACUGUGUUGUUUCCCAUUUCAGUAGAAAGUAGUUCCUUUACUUAUCGAUAUCUUUUUAACGGGGAUCCAGCGGAUGGAUUCGUACGUGACGAUAAUGUAAACAAAAAAAAUUAUCCAUUAAUUAGACAGGCAAUAAGACUAGAUGGGUUAUUUUUUUCCCGAAUAGAAAACUUAUUUAACACUAAUAUAAAAGUUGAAGAUAACUCUCUAAAGCUGUAUCAUAUAAAUGAAAAGCUACAAUUACUAAGCCAUAAAAACAUAAACGAAACUCAUUUAAGUGGAAUACUUGAAAGUACCGAUGCCUUAGCGAUAUACUACUUCAAGCAACAUAUUCUUCUGAAUUCGGAAAUACUGAAAACUAAACCUUCGCCAAAAAAUGAUGAGUUUACCUUUAAUAAAAUAAUGAGCGACGCUAACCGAUUGUUCCAGACACAAUCAAAUGAUGGAUUGUGCAGCAGGGUGUUUCGCUUAAAAUCGAAAUAUACUAAUAUUAGGAAUGCCGUUCAUUAAUAAAUAUUAAGAUAAUGAUUUAUAUUUUAAUUAUAUUUACGAUUUUAAAAUUUUAAACAGCAAUCUGAUUAUUCAUGCAACAUAGCCAGAACGUUACCAAUACUUCGUUAUAAUUAUUAAAUAAAUGGGUCACAUUAAAAAAGAACGUACUAAAAGUAAUAUUUACGUGAACUAAUUUAAUAAUUAUAUUUACGAUUUUAAAAUUUUAAACAGCAAUCUGAUUAUUUACGCAACAUAGCCAGAACGUUACCAAUACUUCGCUAUAGUUAUUAAAUAAAACGGUCACAUUAAAAUAGAACGUACUAAAAGUAAUAUUUACGUGAACUAAUUUAAUAACUAACUAAUAUUUUAUUAUAUUAGUUUUUAUUAAAUACUUCAUUUCACCAUUGCAAUACAUUUUUUAUCUAAAUGUUAUCGGGUCUUAAUUGUAAUUACAUUUUACAGUGGGGAAAACGAUAAUAAUAUAAUAUAAUUUUAUAAUGUACCAUAAAGAAGUGUAAUUUAUUGAUACAAUAAAAACAUCAAGUCCACGUAAAUACAUAUGUAAAUUAUACA
Messenger RNA from Drosophila eugracilis, 3232 nucleotides. RefSeq lists its product as uncharacterized. The coding region runs from base 554 to 2677 and encodes 707 amino acids. The record is from RefSeq and is a predicted model, not a curated record. NCBI's taxonomy places the organism in Eukaryota, Metazoa, Arthropoda, Insecta, Diptera, Drosophilidae. The transcript is spliced from 2 exons.